AGAUCCUAGCGAACAGAAUUAGAGGUAUAAUGCCUUUAAUUAUAAGCAAUUCCCAAUCUGCAUUCAUUCAAGGGAGAAGUAUCAUGGAUAACAUUCUGUUAGCACAAGAGUUAGUCAGUGGGUAUAACAGGAGGCAUCUUUCAUCUCGUUGUGCGAUCAAAGUUGACAUAAUGAAGGCAUUCGAUUCAGUCAACUGGAGGUACUUGUUCAUCAUGAUGAAAACUAUGGGAUUCCCUGAGAAAUUUCUAUUGUGGAUCAGAAGCUGCCUGCAAACUGCACACUAUAGUUUCAAUAUAAAUGGCAGUCUAUGUGGGUUCUUUCGUGCAAAGAAGGGGGUUAGGCAAGGUGACCCUUUGUCACCUUACCUAUUUACAAUUGCUAUGGAGGGCUUAUCCACACUGCUGAGAGAAGCUAGCCUAUCAGGGAGGGUGCCUUUUCAUCCUCAAUGUAGAAGGGUGGCCCUGAAUCAUCUCUGCUUCGCUGAUGAUCUUCUCAUCUUUACCAAGGGUUCUGCACAGGCAAUUGUACAAGUUAAAGCUGUUUUACAACACUUCUAUAGGGUUUCUGGACUCAAUUGCAACCCAACAAAAUGUGAAAUCUAUUUUGGUGGUGAAUCAGUGCUAUAUAAAAGUAAUGCUCUAGCACUUUCGGGUUUUCAAGAAGGAAAGUUGCCAGUUAGAUACCUGGGGCUGCCUCUUCUGGCAGGAAAACUCUCUUCCUCUGAAAUUGAUAUCCUAGUUGACAAAAUUACAAAACGCAUCAGAUCAUGGAGGGCUAAAAAGCUCACUUAUGCAGGGAGACUCCAGCUACUGAAUUUUGUGAUACUAGGCAUUGUUCAAUAUUGGAUGCAAUUAUUUGUUUUGCCUAAACAAGCAUUAAAGAGGAUUCAAAAAAUUUGCUCACAGUUUUUAUGGCAUGGUACUGAUGAGGGUAGGGCAAAGGUUGCCUGGGAGUAUAUUUCACUACCUAAGCAGGAAGGGGGACUGGGAGUGAAGGACCUGGGAGCAUGGAAUCAGGCAUGUUCUAUUCGUUUGCUUUGGCUGUUUCUCAUGAACUCUGGAACACUUUGGGUGGCGUGGAUGAAUGAAUACAAAUGCAGGCAACAUGAUCUAUGGUCUUUUCGGGUGCAAUACAAUAGUUCUUGGGCCUGGAGGAAGCUCCUGAAGCUGAGAGAUGUGAUCUCACUCUGGAUGAAGAAGCAGAAUGGCAAGGUCUAUUGGGAUUCGAAGGAAAUGAUGGUUUACUCCAUUCGCAGGGUCUGGGAAACCUUGAGAAACAAGGCUCCCAAGGUCUCUUGGUACAAGCUAGUCUGGGGCAGGAAUUGCCCACCUCGCUUCAGUUUGAUUGUUUGGUUGAUUUUAAAGAAGGCUAUCAUUACAAAAGAUAAGUUGCAGAAGUGGGGCAAAAUCAGAGAUGCUUCUUGCCCACUCUGCGAUUUAUCAAUUGAAAGCAGAGAGCAUCUCUUUGUUCAUUGCUCAUAUUCGCGGUGUCUUGCUGAGGAUUUGAGGUGCAACCUCCUGCUACACCCAGAUUGGGAGACGAUGGUAAGUGCAAUGACACAGGUAGGGAGUACUAGAACAAGAGAAAGGCAUGCCCUGCUUUGGUGUUUGCUUUUGACUUUUAUAUGGAAGGAACGUUGUGGAUUGAUCCAUGGAGUUCAGCGUCGUCCCCCUGCUCAGGUUGCAGACUUGGUUCGAGCUGAUCUACAGUUUAUUGCUUCUGGAAAUAGAGGAGUUAGAGAUACAUUAGUUGAGCUAGGGUACCUAUAGAAAGGCUUUUCAGUGUUGGUAGUUAGCUAGUUUACAUAGUUACUGUUAGAAGUUGGAGUUGUUCUUCUGCGCGAGAUUCUUUUCUCGACUCGUUGUAUCGGUUCUUCUUGGAAUAAAAGCAACUGAUUCAACGAAAAAAAACUUAACAUACUAAAAAAGAUGGAUAAACACUUCAACUAAUGAGGUUUACAAUAUAGCAUUGUUUAGAACUUGGUACUCUCCUCCCUCACUCCCCACUGCUCACUUUGCAAUCACUGAUUUUCAUUCCUAUAUCUUGUAAACCACAUACAAAAUGUAUGUUAUAAAUAACUAUUCUCAUGUUGUUUGUCUCACACAAAUAUCGAGAACCUUAGUUGAUCAACAUUAGUAUAUCUAAAUCCCUAAGAAUCAAAAUUAAAAAACCCCACUUGAAUGAAGCACAAAGACAAAUUAUUAUGGUGCAUGAGUGGUGAGCCAAUAAUUUUCUGCACGUAUGUAAUGGAAAACAAAAAUGAAUCACUUACCAUAUGCACGCAAUCGGCAACCUACAAUCGUGCUUACCAAUUCAGCGAGGAGGUCCAAUAUAGAACUCUAUUAUCAUCCUUAGGAAAGACGCUAUGCACAACCAAUGGGCUGUCAUAGUGCCUGAGCUUUCAAAAAUUGAGGUUAGCUAAAUAAGAAGUUAUGGAGUUACUUGACUCUUUGAAGGACAAUGAGCAGCUAAUUGAAAAGUUCAUUGCUUAUGACGAGGAGACCAAGUUUUCUUGACUCAAGAUAAAAAUGAGUUACUGUGAAGGUUUUUAGAAGAUGUAUUUUCAAAUUCUUUACUAAUUUCUUACGAACUUUGUUCUUCGGUUGGUUGUUUACUAUUUUCUUACAAACCUUUUUCUUUGGUUGGUGUAUUGGACUUCACUUGACUACUCGAGAUAGAAGUUGUAGUUUGGCAAGGAAAUUUUUAAGCAACCUGUCUUUACUCAAUGGAUACAAAACACCCAUGUUUUAGCACCUAGCGCAACAGCUCCUACUCCUAGUGCAACAGGAAACACCUAUUUUACUUGUUAAUCUCUUCCACACAACAUUUGAAUUGUGUGGAUCUAGGACUAGGUUCUGCUAAAAUGCGUUAGUUAAAUUAAACAUUGUGAACGUAGACUCCUAAAACCAACUUGUGUUGUCUAAUGUGAGUCCGAAUCUAGGACUAUGAGCUGCUAUAAUGUAGAGUCAGGGUGGUAAGAUGCAGCUUCAAUGCAAGGCCUCCAGGGACCAUGUAUGGGUGUGUUAGAAACCUAACUUACCUUGUAAAUUUUGGGUUUUCAUCACAACUUGCUCUUUGCGUUGCUACUAACAAUAGUGGUUGGUUUAGCACGACGAUGAUUGUAACCAACACGAGUCGAGGAACUUCCCUCUCAGCCGAUGCAACAUUGGUGGUGUCAUCAAAGGCUAUGAAAGGAUCAGUGCAGUAGUGUUGAUUGAAAUGCAAUGUAUCUUGCUCCACGGUUCAUUUUCCAAGCUCCUGGUCUUCCUCUCAAUUGAGAUCCCCAUUUUUUGUAGUCCAGUGAUGUACUUCACGAGAUGUAGUCCUCGGUCUUUGAGUGAUCCUUAUGAACAUUUCUCGCUAAAAUGCUUACUAGAAACCAACCACUAUAGUUGACCACCUGCUUACUCCAAAAAAAUCCGGCUUCUUCUCACAAAUUUCUCAUUGAAAUGUUUUUCUCAGAUGAGGCGUGAGAUUAUAGUUUUGAUUUUGGGCAAGGAACUUCCUUUUUUAGAGAACACCUUGGAAAUAUUUGAAAAAGAUCGAGUAGAUAGAGAUGACCCAAUAAGUGAUGAUAAAAAAAAAUUUGAUGAGUACCACAAUGUUGAAUAUGAGUUGGGAAUUGAUGAUAUCGUUAGGAUGCAUAUACCAACCUAGAUUUUACUAAAAUAACCAACAGAAAACAAUCUAUCUCGAUGCUCGAAUACUAGUGUCAUUGCUAAGAAUCUAUCAUUUUCAUUGCUUGUUAUGAAGAGAUCAAACGCUCUUGGCUCUAGUUACGAAUUUUGCAAUAAUAUUUACUCAAAUGUGCUUUAAGAAGUUGUCCUAUUUUUUAUAUGUGAUUUGCAAUAAUAAUAUUUUCACCAGCUCUUAGUGUAAUUUCAUCAAAGGAUUAUGGACAAUGAGCCGCUAAUUGAAUUCAUUGGUUGAUUAAGAGAUCAAGCGCUCUUGGCAAUAAUUAAUAACUAGCUCAUUGCCCGGCCCUUGGCCGGAUGUAGUCUCGGAAAUUGACUUUUUGAUUGUAACUGAUGUUACUCGUUAACAUGUAUGUGGCGAUGACAGGAGGUAGGUCAACAAUACCAUAAUAAUAUGAUGGAAAGUCAUUAUUCCAUUGCAUUACAAAAGAACCAGUAAAACAUAAACACUAUAAUAGACAAUCCAAACCAAGCCAUUAGCCUUCAAUAUAGCCACUAUUGCCAUGCACCAUGAUGCCCCUAGAGUGAACAUGAAAAAACUAAAGGAAUGUUUACCUGACUCCAACUAUCGAUGGUAAAAAUGGAAGUCACCAAGAGAUUUCAUAAGAAAAAUCCAAUAUAGAUUGCCCUUAGACCAAAAACCACAGUGAUACAAAAUGCGAUGAAUCUCUGGCUGAGAAAACAAAAACCAGCAAUGUCUAAAUCAACUCGAUGGAAUGCGUCGGUCAAUUUUUUCUGAUAAAUAGUUUUGUUAAUUAAAAUGACAAAAAAAAAAGAAAUACAAAGCAUGCAAUCUGCUUUAGAAAUGUCAUAUACAAAACAAAAGAAACAGGCAAGCAAUAUCUGUCUGGAAGCACCAAGAGAUAAUAACUUCUGUCAAUAUACCUCCCCAUUAUUACGAUUCUUAUCCUUCUCUACAGCAAACACACUGAUUGGUCCACUCUUACUCCUUUUUCGUGGAAGCUACAUGACAUUUUGCAUCAUUGCAUAUUAAUUCAAACUACCAUUCCUUGCUGCAAUUUAUGGCUUGGGAUAAUAUCAUUUCAGUCGUAAUACAAAUUUACAUGAAAUGAAAGAAAUGAUCAUUAUAAUAGUCUUGUAAAAUUUAGAGUACCAAUGGCGAUUCCUCUCUUCUCCUCGGUGGCUUCUGCAAUAAAAUGAGAUUGAUGACUAUCUCUACCAACGUAUUUUAUACGAUCAUUGUAUGACCUUUUGUAUAAACCAUUUUUAUCUCACCCAUUUUCGCAUCACAACUCCAAGAGCUAACUUGUUGGGGUUCUCUUCUAGGUAAGCAACUUGUAUCAAUAUCAUGCAUGAAAACAAAAAUUGCUUUGGUUGAGAUACUAUAAGGAUCUUGUGAUGCGCUGAAGAAGGCUAAACCGUUUCCCAUACAUUGUCAACCCCCAAUCAAUUUGAUGUAAGUCAUUGCUCUCUUACCAUCUAAAUUAAAUAGGAAGCUCAAGUUGACCUCUUUUAUAGCUUCACUUGACAAUUUCUUAGAGGAGAUAAAAUCACGAUUCACAAUUCUAGAACAACCACCUCCGAUAAUACAAUCUUAUGGAAACAACACUAAUGAAGCACCCAAAUUACAAUUCCGUACAUGUUUCCUAUGAGGGUGUGCAUGUGCAAAUCAAGAAAAAUAUAAUGAUUAAGGAGAGAGCUUACUUGGCACCCGGCUUUGAGGAGCAAAAAUCCCUUCAAUAAAUUCCAGGUGGAGAUGUCCAAUCGAUCGGGUCUAGACAUACGUAUAUAUCAACAUGCUAUACUAAAAACACAAAGAGUUCGGUUUGUCCUUCCCAUGACAACAUAUUCUCACAAUGUAUUUAUUCCUUGCAGAGAGAAUGAUAUCAAACCAUCUUCUAUCUGCUCCAAUUAUGGUUAUCACUCGUAUUUUUAUAUUGUAGUAAUUAGAACACCACUUUUAAAUCUGGAAGCAAGUGACACUGUCACAAAACAUCAUAUUGUAAAUACUUAUAUGCAAUCAUGAGGUUAUUCCACUAAAAAGAAACCAUGUUUUAUAUAUUGAAGAUUAGCAUUAUAACUUGAAUAGUUUAAUUUGGAAAUGAUCUCAACUCUUACAUAUAAAUUUUGUGUAAAAGUGUUAUGAUUGAAGCUAUUCUCUAUGUUAACACUAAUCAGAAUAGUCAUUGUUUACUAAAACUAACCACAAAAACAUUUCAAAUCGGAAAAAUGAUGGUACUAAACAGGGGUAUCAUAACAAAAGCAACAAAAAUUAUAGCUAUUUAUCUUUAAUCAUCUCAAAAGUCAACGUAGAAGAUCAGCCAUAUGAACUGAUAUUAAGAGAUCACACUUUGCUCUCAAAGAAACUAAAUAACCCAUCAUUCAGCUCUCCAAGCAAGAAGACUCAACCUUUCGAUAUUUACCCCUCCGAAAAUUGCUUUGCAUAACAGUAUAGGUGGAGAAGGUUAGGCGGUUGUCGAGUCCGAUUUAAAGGUUUGGAGAGACGACAAUGGUUGAGCGUUUAGUAGGCCGAGAGCCCGGGACACUGUAUAUCUUUAAUCAACUCAAAAGUCAACCUAGAAGAUCAACCUAGAAGAUCAACCAAAUGAACUGAUGUUAAGAGAUCACUCAUUACUGUCAAAGAAGCUAAACAAUCCACCAGACAGCUCUCCAAGAACACUCAAACUUUCCAUAUUUACCCCUCCGAAAAUUGCGUUGCGUAACAAUAUAGGUUGAGGAGGUCAGGCAGUUGUCGAGUCCGGUGGGAAGGUUUGGAGAGACGGCGAUGGUUGAACGUUUAGUAGGCCGGGACACCAUUUAGACCCAUUUACAUUAGUUGCGUCUUUUCAAUCCGCAUUCGACAAACCAGCAUCACUCAACCUUUCCAUAUUUAACCAUCUUGUAAAGACACAUGUGCCCCCUAUUCAAUCAAAACUUUUAUGUUCAAAAAUAUUGUUGCUUUAUGGUAGUUAUAUUAUUUAAGUCUAUGUCAAGAUUUUUGCAUCGCUUCUACACAUUCAAUACUGCAAUCCGAUGUGCAAUAUUUGCACCAAUGACAUUAGGCUUGCGAUUUAAAAUUAUUCUCCAUUUAUAAGAUAAAUAGAAAUAGAAAUAAUUAUUAAAUUUGAAUUAAAAUAAUCAAAGUAUGAGAAUAGAAGUAUCAAAUACCAAAAAUAUAUUUAGGGUAGAGUUAGUGGCUUAGCUAACUAUGACAAAAAAUUCCUAUGAUUUUCCAGAUUUAUACUUUCUGUAUGUUUUUAAUUUAAAAAUUUUAAACAAAUUUUUUUAGUGUAA
Linum trigynum is the source of this 6950-nucleotide messenger RNA. Lineage: Eukaryota; Viridiplantae; Streptophyta; Magnoliopsida; Malpighiales; Linaceae. The record is from the annotation of a GenBank genome assembly.